AUGGACGGAUCGCGUCGAAUGCCUACUAUGACUGUACAUACUGCCAGUCUCAACUGGAAAACUGCUUAUGGACCGAUCGAGGAUGUACUAAUGUCCAUGUCGGCCACUGACUCUGCCAUAUGA
Aspergillus niger is the source of this 123-nucleotide messenger RNA. RefSeq lists its product as uncharacterized. The record is from RefSeq and is a predicted model, not a curated record. The transcript has 2 exons. Lineage: Eukaryota; Fungi; Ascomycota; Eurotiomycetes; Eurotiales; Aspergillaceae. Bases 1 to 123 code for a protein of 40 amino acids.